CCUUGUUGAUCCUCGAAAAGCAAAAAAUACCAAGCCUACAGAACAAAAUCUCUGUACUUAUUCUAAUGACUGUGAAAGAUUUCAAUCUAUUCUGAUUCUAUCUUUUUUCGACAUGGUUCCACUACUCUGUGUAAUUUUUCUGUCACUUAACGAAAAAUGGCUAUCACCAUAAAACUUCUAGCGACGCAGACUACACAUUCGUCAAUGGAAGGAGAAAGUCCAAUAGUUACAAACGAAAGCGUGCCACAUGCGAAGGAUGAUGAAGACGAGCUUCAACCGCUUGCACCACGUCAGACCAUACACUUCAUUCAUUGUAUAUCUUGUUAUGUUGCGAACUGUGAUAUGGAGAGCAUUGUAAAGUGUUCUGUACUUCGAUGUCCGCAAUGUGCUGCUCGAAUGCAUGAAUGCAAGAUAGAGGAUCAUCUCAAGGAAAUUUGUUCCAAAGUGAUCGUCCCAUGCAUCAAUGCUAGUUUUGGUUGCGACAGAAUGGUGAGGAGGGACAAAAGGUCACGACAUCUUGAGAGAUGCUGUGCGAGUGUGGUAGUUUGUGGAAGAGAAUGGGCAAGGUACGCCCUAUCGCCCAUGUCAAAACUACAGCUGAAAAAUUGGGGGAAGAGAAUCGAGGCCGAGCCGGUGAGAAACUUCCGCAAUCUUCCGCUCGAUAUAGCUCUUACGUUCUCCGACCAAGAUGUCAUCAGAUGGUCUGCAUCCAUCGCAUCCUGUCCUGCCUUUGAGGGAAUACGCAAUUACGAUGGGACGUUAGUGGGUGCUUCCGAGUUCAAAGACGCCGAGAACAGUAGUGAUGAAGAAAGGCGGGUGAAGGAGGCUAAGCUGAAGAAAAAGAGAGCUAUGUUCGCUAACUGCUACAUGUGUCAGAUAGAUCCUUCAAGUCAACAUCUGCAUACCCUCGGCAACGAAUCAUCGAAAUACGAUCAGAUUAGAAAAGUGAAGAAAAGGGAUAGAGAUAUAGACGAAUUUCAUAAGAUGUACGAUCUCCAGAUUAACAUCUCGCCCGAAACUAUGCCAGAAUUUCUUGUGCGAGGCGAAAACAUAGCCUUCAUUCGUGCCGGUGGGUCGCUCUACACGAGGAGAUGCCUGAAGACAUUUCGACGAACUGAAUAUGCCGAUCAUCACCUAUCGCAGCAUGUGCGCUCUAUAGAUAGUUUAUCAGAUCUAGUUGAAAUAGAAUCACUUCCCGGAUGGUUGAUUAGACCACUGAUAGACUAUUUACCAAACUCCGCUAUUCGUUCUUUGUCACAAACAUGCAGAUCGUUAAGAGAAACAAUCUUUGCAUGCGCAAAAGAAAGAUCAAUGGUCAGCUUGAUAUGGGAAAAGCGUGAUGGCUGCUGGUUUGAAAGCGGAGUAUCUAUUGACUUCUCCGUUGCGGAAGGUCCUCCGCAGUUCGACUGGGAACCAGCGAAGGAGCUCAGCGACCAUCUGGCUCACUGCACAUACAACGAUGUCUUUGAAUACGCAGAAAGCCGUGUCCCCGUCCUUGCUGCUAAUCUCCAGCAGAUCACCAAUGAAUUUAUGAUAAAAUUACCGCACUUUAUUUGAUUCACUGGGUACUACUUCAUCUAAGCUCACCUUACCUAAUUUAUAAUCAUACUUUGCCUUCGAGAAUACCAUCAUUGUUCAUUUUAGUAACUCUUCUCGUAGGUUACGUCGAAUGUACUCAAGGGGCACCUAUCACCCUCUUUCCCGAUCCUUGGUUCCGAUUUGAUUGAGCUUAAAGGCAGUGUCCGGGCAAAAAGUCGAUUUUGAGAUUUUGUGCUUACCCGGC
Messenger RNA from Cylicocyclus nassatus, 1783 nucleotides. The record is from the annotation of a GenBank genome assembly. NCBI's taxonomy places the organism in Eukaryota, Metazoa, Nematoda, Chromadorea, Rhabditida, Strongylidae.